Messenger RNA from Oreochromis aureus, 9218 nucleotides. RefSeq names its product serine/threonine-protein kinase WNK1-like. The record is from RefSeq and is a predicted model, not a curated record. Gene Ontology annotation, biological process: monoatomic ion homeostasis; positive regulation of potassium ion import across plasma membrane; positive regulation of sodium ion transmembrane transporter activity. Gene Ontology annotation, cellular component: cytoplasm; cytosol. Bases 859 to 6537 code for a protein of 1892 amino acids. NCBI's taxonomy places the organism in Eukaryota, Metazoa, Chordata, Actinopteri, Cichliformes, Cichlidae. Gene Ontology annotation, molecular function: protein serine/threonine kinase activity; chloride channel inhibitor activity; ATP binding. The transcript is spliced from 28 exons.
AAUUUAAAAUCAUUAAUUAAUUUUGAAUAUGCUUAUUUCGUAUGAUUUUAAGGCUUAUAUCGUUUAGUUUCUUGGUAAAAUCAAAAGCAAAUGUGACAGCAUCAAAGCCUAUCAAAGCGAUCGGUUUGUGAGUGUGUGUGUGUGUGUGUGUGUGUUAUGGUUAUGAGGUCAUUCUCCGCCGGCGCAGGCGCUUUGUGCUGAAACCGUUUCUCUAUCUAACUGCGCUGCUUAUUUGAAAACCCCAAUAAUCGCAGCUUCGGUUUUCACACUGGGGAACGUAUCUACCUGACACUUAGCUACACGUGUAAUCUACCUGUAUUCUGUUUUUACAUCUACGACGUCGCUGUGAGGACUGCUGAAACGCCACUGACCGUCACUUGUCUUAUUGAGUAAUACUGGACUGGAACAAAUUGAGACUGUCAGCUCAUCCCGCCUUUGCCUGGACUGGGGAGUUUAGUGCCUGUGCCUGUUGUAGGCUGUGUGUGUUUGUUCCUCACCAGUGAUUCCUUAUGCUUGAUCAAAGCUGCACCCUGUGUCUUACAGGAUGGAUGGUGUGGACUUAAAGAGACCUGUAUAUCUACAUCAGCACUUUGUGUUCUGCUGCAGUGUUCAGUCCCUCUCCAUUUGUAAGAGAACACAUCUUGUCUUACACCUUCAGUCCCCAAAAUAUAUUUAUAAAGAUAGUCUUUGAGCAAUAAAAAGGGAGAGCUGGAGAUAGACAUUGUAAAUCUUUCUUUUUUUUCCUUUUUGAAGCACAGCUAGAUAUUGCUUAGAUAAGCCAAAAUGGCAAGCAUGAAAAUAUCCUUAUUUUAAUUUUUCAGUUAUCGUACCUCCUUAACUCUUAGUGUUGGUGGUGGGAUGUCGGAAAAGCCAGAUGACAAAAUGGUGAAGUUCCUGGCUCCCCCUCAGAAAAGUGGAAAUGGCCCUAGUUCUGGUUCAGAUUCAAUGGUUGGUGAGGGUCGGCCAGUGGAAGUGAGACGCCGGCAUCACACCAUGGAGCGCGAUCGAUGUAACCCUGAACACCGUUUUCUACGUCGCAGUGUCAUCAGUGAUUCUAAUGCCACAGCUUUGGCCCUUCCUUUACCCAGCAAGAUCCCCAUCCCUACGCCUCAGCUGGUUCAGCCACAGGAAGCAGUCCCCCAGCAGCAAAAGACUGCUGGUACUCACUCACCCAAGGCUGAACCAAGUUUAUCUCAAAAUGAGAAGUCUGUGGAUGGUGGAACAGAGGGAGAAGGAAAAGAUAUAGAAAUAGCCAGGGUGGCUGUAGUGCCUUCACAGCAAGAGCCUGCUAGAGUGCGUGACAUCUGUGAUGGAGAGGCAGUAGUAGCAGCUCACACGACACCCAGCCUGGAAACGGAAUUGCCAAGUCAAGUCGAACCUGAAACCGGCACUGAGGUGAAGGUACAACAUGAGGAAGGAGAGGAGGCAGAUAAGGACGCCAGAGCCCGAGCAGAGGCGGAGCAACGGGAAGCUGAGAAAAAAGUACAAGAUGACAUCGAGGAGGCUGAAACUAAAGCAGUGGGCACAUCACCUGACGGACGGUUCCUGAAGUUUGACAUAGAAAUUGGACGUGGCUCUUUCAAGACAGUCUACAAGGGCUUGGACACCGAGACCACUGUGGAGGUGGCUUGGUGUGAAUUGCAGGAUCGUAAGCUUUCAAAGUCGGAACGGCAGCGUUUUAAGGAGGAGGCUGGCAUGUUAAAGGGACUACAACAUCCCAACAUUGUUCGCUUUUACGACUCCUGGGAAGGACCCUCCAAAGGCAGGAAGUGCAUUGUGUUGGUCACGGAGCUCAUGACUUCUGGCACACUCAAAACAUAUCUGAAGCGGUUCAAGGUGAUGAAAAUUAAAGUGCUGCGGAGCUGGUGUAGACAAAUCCUGAAGGGCCUCCACUUUCUUCACACUCGGGCUCCUCCAAUCAUCCACAGAGACCUUAAAUGUGACAACAUUUUCAUCACAGGCCCCACAGGGUCUGUCAAGAUUGGAGACCUGGGACUGGCCACUCUCAAACGCGCAUCCUUUGCCAAAAGUGUUAUAGGUACCCCUGAGUUCAUGGCGCCUGAGAUGUAUGAGGAGAAGUACGACGAGUCAGUGGAUGUGUAUGCCUUUGGAAUGUGCAUGCUGGAGAUGGCCACCUCAGAGUACCCUUACUCAGAGUGCCAGAAUGCUGCACAGAUCUACCGCAGAGUUACCAGCGGGGUGAAGCCAGGCAGCUUUGACAAGGUGGCCAUUCCUGAAGUGAAGGAGAUCAUCGAGGGAUGUAUUCGUCAGAACAAGGAUGAGAGGUACUCGAUCAAGGACUUGCUGAACCAUGCCUUCUUCCAGGAGGAUACAGGCGUGCGUGUGGAGCUGGCAGAAGAGGAGGAUGGAGAGAUGCAAGCUAUUAAGCUGUGGUUGAGAAUUGAGGAUGUAAAAAAACUCAAGGGGAAGUACAAAGACAACGAAGCCAUUGAGUUUUCUUUUGACCUCAUCAAAGAUGUUCCAGAGGAUGUGGCUCAGGAAAUGGUUGACUCUGGUUAUGUGUGUGAAGGUGACCACAAGACCAUCGCAAAAGCCAUAAAAGACAGAGUUUCUCUAAUCAAUCUUAAGAGGGCUCAGCGGAAGCAGGUCAGAGAAGAUCAGGAGAAGAGAAGGCUUGAAGAAGAACAGCAAUCACAGCCCCCACAGCAAACAGGCCAACAGUCUGGCAUGGAGGCGACUCAGUCACAGCCCGUUUCACAGCAUGCGUCUUACAUGCCUCCACAGCCUAACCAACACAGCUCACAGAUGUCUGUCCAACCGGCAGCUCAACAGAGCCUUCAGACGUCUAACUACAACACUCCUCAAUCGCAGGGCGUUUCUUAUGUUCCCCAGUCAACUGGGCAAAUCCCAGUACAGAAUCAGAGCUUAGCUGCUGUUCAGCCAGAGUCCGAAGAGCCCGAGAGUGACCAGCAGCUGCAGCACACUGGAGGUGCUUGGGACAUGGGAGAUAGACUAGCAGGUUCCUCUGUUGUUUCUGAGGCUCAGCCCUCUCAGUCUGGAGUAUCCUACAGCUCUUCCACCAGUCAGACACAGAGUGAUCAAACGCAGCAACAGCAGCUGGCAGUGGGUGGUCAGUCUGAAGUUGUUCCUGUUCCAAAUACCAACCAGUCCGUCCCAGUGACACCUGCACAGUAUGGAGUUUACUACCAAUCAUCGCUUCCCCCUCAGAUUCCCUCCCAACAAUCUACAAUGGCCCCAUCUUCUCACCCGCAGCAGCAGUCAGAGAGCACCAGUGCUCCACAGAGCUCUGUACAAUCACAGGCACAGACAGGAGCUCAGCAUUUACAGGCUCCUGUGAGUGUUCCUCAGUCCACACCAGUGGAGCAGCCAGUGGGAUCUUCUUCCCUAGCACCACCGUCUGUAGAUAGCUGUCCGUCAGAUGCAGCUUCAGGUCUUAGUGAUGGCAAUGAUGGUUCUACAUCAGGAGGCCGCCAUGAGGGCCGCUCGCUGAAGCGGCAACAGCGGCGAUCUGUACGCAGUCGCUCUCGCCAUGAGAAGACGGCAAAGGCCAAGCUAAAUGUUCUUAGUAUCUCUAAUAUGGGAGACAGAGUAGCAGAGUGCCAGCUGGAAACACACAACAGGAAGAUGGUGACCUUCAGAUUUGAUCUUGAUGGAGAUAAUCCAGAAGAAAUUGCCCAGAUUAUGGUUGAAAGUGAGUUCAUCUUGGAGACUGAGCGAGAAUCAUUCAUUGAGCAAGUCCGCGACGUAAUUGAAAUGGCUGAUGGGAAAGGAGAGGGCAUGAAGGACAGCUUUCCUCAGAUGAGCGAGCUUCAACAACAACCUGAGUUGUCUGUUCCCAUGCUACCAGGUAUUUCCCCCAGCACUACAGCACAGGUGGUGCAUUCAGCAGGACGUAGGUUCAUCGUCAGCCCAGUGCCGGAGUCUCGACUCAGAGAGCAGUUCUUUGGAGGCGCUUCAACCAAUACCUCAGUUGGAGAAGAGCCUGCUACAGCUCCUUUGGUGUCAUUGGGCCUGUCUCUCUCUGCUCCCUCAGCAACUCUCCAGCAGGCCUUUAAUGAAAUAAAGCAGACUCGUAUUCAGAAAGGCAAAACAUUUGAUGUCUCUGCUGCUGAGCAAGAAUCAGUCACUCCCCACCCCGAGGCUGUCCCAAGCUCUAACAAUAUCACGACUUCUCUCGAGUCUGUAGCUUCCACCACAACUCCCACAUUUCCUUCUCUGAAGUCUGGUGCAGCAUCUUCGCCACCUUCUUCAGCUUCACCUGGGAGGGUUUCCCCAACACCAGUGUCUGUGCCACCCCAAACUGCUGGGAGUGACUGCAGUCCACCACCUCAGUCCUCCCAUGAAACGACCCCUUCACAGUAUCCAAUAGCUGUUAACGUCCCUCCGUCCUCUGUUUCUCCUCCAUCUACACAGCCCUCUGUCCCUGCAGUAAUUGGAUCUCAGCUGGGCAAUAGUUCUAUCUCCUCUGGCUCAUCCAGUACUACUGGAAGUGUUCCUGCACCAGAGCAGCAGCCAUUUAAUAGUGCUGUUGCAUGUUCUCAGCCGGUGAAUUCAUCCAACCAUGCAUCACAGAAUACAGCCACCCAGCCCCCACUUCCCACCAACCAAAGCCAAGCCCAGCAGCAGCCAGUGGAGUUAGAAGGGGCUGAGAUUCAGACCAAGACCGCUGGCAGAGAUGACAUCCAUGCCCUUGAACAGAAGCUGCGGUCUCUUUUUAAAGACCAGAGCUCUGCCUCCCCAGCACUGGAUUCCAGUCAGAAUGCAGGGACCUCCUCUCCUCCCACUGGGACUUCUUCCCCUCCACCCGGACCUGCCCCUGUGCCCCCUUCUAAUCUUCCCCUCACCUCUGGGGCACAAAGUGUUCUGGGCCCGACAACCACUCCAGGGCAGAUUGUAACUGUGGCAGGACAUGCCCAGACUCCUCCAACGAAGCCCAGAGCACAGACUUUACCUGGGGGUUUUGACCAAAUUUCUACAGCUUCGUCUGAUGUGCCCCCAUUUCCUGGACCAAAUCAGCAACCCCUGGAUAAUUUGGAUGCCCAGUUGAGAAGAGCUUUAAGUCCAGAGACGGUUCAGGGAGGCAAUGGUGUCAUUGUAGGACGUUUCCAAGUCUCUACUGCUGCCGAUGGUGCAACCAGCAGUGCUCAAGAUCCGUCCAGUGUCGUUUCAUCCUCUUCCCAGACGCCGUCCUCAACAUCGUCCUCCUCCUCCUCUUCUUCUUCUUCCACCUCCUCCUCUCCCUCCAGUCCAGAAAAUACCUUUCACCGAUCAUCUCCUCUGCCUAAAGGACUAACUGAAGUUAAUGCUGUCGAUGGGGGCUCUUCUGUUUCUGAGGGUCAGCCCACCACCAUCGGGCGCUUCAUAGUGUCCACGAGCACCAGUGCGACAUCUGAGCCAACCGCUGCCACUGGCUCUAAAGUGGGACGAUUUUCGGUCACAGUGACCCCUGCUCCAGCAGCUAGCUCCAGUCCAACACAUGACUGCAGCAUGCAGAAUGGACCAUCAUCCUCAACUUCUGAUUCUCAUGUCACACAUCCACAUUAUAGUAGUGGGAAUGAUGAUGACUCUGAGACUGAUGAUGAAGCCUUGCAAAAAGAAAUCAGUCGUCUGAGAGAGAAACAUAUGAUGGAAAUUCAGGCCUUGCAGGCUCGUCAGAAAGAGGAGAUAGAGGGCCUGUUCACUCGCAUGGGAAAAACUCCUCCUCCUUCUGUGCUCUCCCCUGCUGUGGCCAUGCCUGGAGGACGACGAAGGCUAAAAAGCAAAAGUCACAAAUCUGCUCGCAGUAGUGGACAGCCCAGCCCUGUACACUCAGCUCAGAGCCAAGGUUCAGAGUCCCCUCCAAAACAAAGUUCAGCCUCGGUAACAGAGACCUCAGAAAUUGCAGCAGAGUCUGUAACACGGUCACAGCUCACAUCCUCUCCAUCCAUGCCAAGCCUCAGCAAUUGCUCCACAGGAUCAAGUGGGAUCAGCUCCACAAAUGGUUCUGGCCACUUGCAGGCUGAGUGUUCUACCCUGUCCCAGGCCACUGGAGCCCAUCCUGCUGGCUCUAACACCCAGAAGGGUAAGGGGACCUUCACUGACGACCUGCACCAACUGGUGGAUAACUGGGCCAGGGAUGCCAUCAGCCAAUCCCAGGGGAAGAGAGGCCCUAAAACUGGAGCACAGGGAGGGUUGGGACUUGAUAUCAUCCCUCCAACCAACAUUGGCCGUAAAUUCUCAGCUCCAGGCUAUCUCGGCCCACCACAUCCCACACAUUCCAACACCACGUCCACUCACCUCCCCAACCCAACCAAUCCCUCUGCUUCUUUGGGGCCUCGCAAAGGCUCCCUGGGUCCAGUUGCCCAGGGGUACGGAUAUAGUUCAGUCUCAUACAGUGCUCCUCAGUGGGCAGGACCCACACCCACAUGCCAGAUGGUUAACCCGGGACAGCCACUAACACAGUACCAGCCAUCUACAACAACUCCAGUAUCUCUGCACCAAGGUUACCAAGUGGGAACUACAUCAGCUCCCCAGAAAUCAGUCAACCCUGGAGGGUCCAACCUGAGGCCAACGUAACCCAGUCUGAGCCCUGAUUAAGGCUGAGAUGAAGGGGCCACACAGGGCAGAGGGGACCAGACAGUCGUAGACUGAGAUCACAGGCUCUCUUUGUGGCUUACUGGCUUGGUAUUGUGCAUUUUAUUUUUAACUUUUAUCAUUGUGUAUUUUUUUUUUCUUUAAUAGCUGACCUGUGUGGUUCAAGUCCUCUCAGGCAGAACAAAGUCUGUCUGGCAAUUGGAGGGAAAGUGCAAUACACACCCACAGCACAAAAAGUCUCACAUUUAUCCUGCCAUUAGCUGUGGAAACGAGCUGUGACGUAUUGGCCCAAAGGCACAACGAACAGCAGCCAAAGAUGUUGCUGGAGAGCCGAUCUUUGAAGGGGAGAAGUUGGUGAAGGAUUGUGGUUCAUAUCCUUAUUUGUCUGGACUUUAAGCUGAGCUGGGACUCAAGAUUGUUCCAGUAGUCCACCACAGAAAUCUGUGCACACACAGACUAUACAUCGAACUGGUUGGGAUGGGUUUGGAGGGUAAGUUAAGUUGUCUGUUAAGGAGGAGAGAAUGUGAGUGUACAGAGAGUGGGAUAGUUGGUUUGUCCCUGAUGGAUAAGUACUGUGAAUGAUGCUUAGGAGAAGAAAGACUUGGAAAGUUAGGAGUGUGAUGGAGGGUAGCAGUAUGAAUACAUCCCAAUAAAAUUGCAAUAAUAGCAAAAUCGACAAACUGCCCCUUGUAACUGUGGCCUUAAUCUAAAAGAAAUACAUUGAAACACAUUGGCUUUGUACAUAGACAUUUCUUCACUGGGUUAUGAUUCUAUGUUAAACAUAUUUAUGUCUCUGUGAAAGUCUGGUGUCAUGUAACUCGAGUUGUCUAUCAUACAGAUUUCUUACACUGAUUUAUUCAUGCGAGUGGAUCUGCGAGAUAAUAACACGUGGUCCUGACGUUGACCACCAUUCAGAGAGUUGAAGAGGUGAUGCUGCUGUAGAUCACAAUCUGAGUAUUAGGUGUUAGCAGGGUGACCCCCCUUUUUUUUUUUUUUUUUUUUUUUUUGUAAGGGACACAUUAAACCACUUCACUUAGUGCUUAGCUGUGAGAUAUGUGCAGUUCAGAAUCUGCUUAUCAUAUCAUACAAAGUAAGAGUUUUGUCAGGAUAGUAUUUGAGGGUUUCACACUCUUGAGGGGAGCGAGACCACUUCUUAAUCCAUUUUUCUUUUCUACUCGGAUGGUGCACAGUACAUGUAUAAACAGCUUGUUACUGAUCUCAUACGUCCCAAAAUAUUUUUACCCAUAACAUCUAGCUGUGGCCUCUGAAAUCACAAGUGUCUGGGGUUCUCUCUUUCUGUGGUCUGUUUUUUGUAUGCGUAUAUUUAAUAAACAACAACGUUCUUUAUGGACUUGUAUUCAGCCAUCAGAUUUUGAUGUUGUUUCACUGUAAUUAUUAUUAAAGGUUGUUAAACAACAUGUAAAGGAAUAUUAAAAAAAAAGUGCAAUUGCAGGGUUGUUAUUGGUAUCAUACUGACCAUGCAGGAAUAAUCCUGCAGUUUAUUAAGCUUGUCUCUUUAUGACUGCCCUGCCCCCCUCCUUUUUUCGGCUUUUUUUCUUAUUGUAAAUAUAAUUGUGAGGUAAAUGCUUUCAGUUUGCUCUCACUAGAGUAUGUUCAUUGUGACCCAUUCUAAAUGCACAUGCACUCUAACCUGUAAACAUGAGGAACACUUUAGUGCCUUGCAUCCUCACUAAUGAGAAGUUCCAGAUCCAUCCAGUCCUGUAGCUGUGACUGUAUUACAGAAAACCAGUUUAUUAAACCAGUAUACAGUUUAAACACCAACAGAUGCAGCCAGCUCAGAGCAUGCGAAACUGAGGUAGGCGCCGCACGCAGGACAAAGAGCACACUGAGUAAAGUGGACAGUUUCUUUCCUCUCUACAGUUACCUUUGUGUUGGUUGUUCGAUCAGCUGUGUAUUUGUAUUUGGCACACGUGUACGUGGGUUUGGCCGGUAUUUGUUUUUCCAGAUUUAUCAUUAAACCUUUUCAUAGAAGAACUUGUUUGGGCAGUGAGCGAGCUGCGCAAAGGUUUAAAACCCUGUCGCGCUAACCCUACUUCUAUCUCGCCACCUCACGAGUGCCAUGCUGUCAUCGUGAUUUUUGGUUUUUUUGCCUGCUUGUAGAUUGAAUGAAUAGUUGAACUUCUCUAGAGAAAAAAAUAAGUUACUGCAAUGCAGAAUAUGCAAUGUUCAAAGUUUUGUAGGGACUGAGGGGUAUUGGACACAUUUGCAUGCUGAUGAGGGUUGUUACGGAUUUCAAUGUUUUUGAUAUUGGAUUAUUUGUUUUGUUUUUUUUAUUAUUUGCCUUUUUAUGAGUGUUGAUCUGCUCAAUUGCUAUUCAUUAAUAUCACAGGCACAACUUCAGUAUGAGACUAUCAGCGUAUGAGUUCUGCAUGCCGGCUUUACUGGUGUUUAAUCUUACAAAUGGCAGCCAGUGCACCACUGUACAGCACAAGCUCCCCACAAGAAUUUAACAUCCAUACGCUACUCUGCUAUAUCAGUAAUUAUCACAGAUCUCUACAGUACUGUUUGAGCCUACUGACACGCAGUUAUACUCUUAUUUCUGAUCCCUCCUUACUGACUUCCUGUGAUCCAGUGUCUGUUUUGUGUAUGUUUUUCACAUUGUACAAAACUUAAAAAAAAAAUAAAAGAUAAAUCAGGUAAAA